This is a messenger RNA of Canis lupus familiaris (dog), 2343 nucleotides long. RefSeq names its product hes family bHLH transcription factor 7 (gene HES7). Gene Ontology annotation, cellular component: nucleus. Lineage: Eukaryota; Metazoa; Chordata; Mammalia; Carnivora; Canidae. Gene Ontology annotation, biological process: regulation of transcription by RNA polymerase II; regulation of neurogenesis; anterior/posterior pattern specification. The record is from RefSeq and is a predicted model, not a curated record. The coding region runs from base 1711 to 2343 and encodes 210 amino acids. Gene Ontology annotation, molecular function: DNA-binding transcription factor activity, RNA polymerase II-specific; RNA polymerase II cis-regulatory region sequence-specific DNA binding; protein dimerization activity. The transcript is spliced from 5 exons.
UUGCCGAGACGCCCAGGGGCGGCCGGGCGCACAGGAAGGCCGCGACCCGCGGAUUAGAAAAAGCAGGCGCGCUUCGGGGAGGAUAGUAACUAGGAUAGACGGAGCGAGGAGGAGAAAUGGCCAGGAGGGCCCCGCCCCGCCCCCGCGGAGGGUGGGAGGCCCCCCGGGGUAGGGAUCCGAGCUGCGUGGCCUUUCUCAGGGUCAAGCCUGCGGAGGUUCAGGGACGGGAGGAUGGGUGGGGGGGUGAGGCGUAGAGGGAAGGGUGUGGAAGGCAGCAGGAGCAACCCUGGGUGGGAGGACAGGAGUGGGAGCAUGUGGGAAUCCGGAUCUGGAUCCAGAGCCUCCAACUCUGCCACAGGGUAAAAAAGUUGAGGAUUAAUAUUUGCUACGAAUGUUGGACGGAGAUGCUUCUCUGACACUUCAUCAGACUUCUCCCAUUUGGGGGCAAGGGGGGGGGGGAAAAAAAGGAGUAAGUCAGUGCAUUGGCCGGGAAUCGAACCCGGGCCUCCCGCGUGGCAGGCGAGAAUUCUACCACUGAACCACCAAUGCAAGUAGUAACUGUCUUCUUGGUGGCCCUACCUGAGCUUGAGGACACUGGUCCAGCAGAAGGUAUAGGCCCAGGGCUCAGCAAAGGAGUGCUCCCAGGAGCUGACGUGGGUGGAGCGCCAGGCCAUUCUUCCUCCCGCCCGGAUCCGGCCACCCGGCCAUAAAGUCGCCCCAUAUGGCCAGGGGCGGCCCCACACCCGGGUGCGAACAGCCCGGGGCCCCAAGCCUCGCGUGCAGGAAGACUGCCGGCCCCUUGCCCCACUGUGGGCGGGAGGGGUCCCCAGGAGCAAGUUGCCGGAGCUCUACUGGUGUCAGGUGUCCUGGAAGCCAUUGGCCUGAAUCUUCUAGAAUUAGUUUUGAAUCAAAUACUUCAAUCAACAACAACAACAACAACAACAAACAAACAAAAAAAACCAAAUACUUCUACGUGGGGAGAUGUCCCCACGUCCUGCCCAGGCUUCAAAGCCUUGCUUCCUCUUCCCUGAGGGCCCGUCCCCCUACUCCCCCGUGCAGCCACCCGUCAGUAUGACCCUUUCCCCAGCACCUAAUUCACUCUGCUUCUAUACUGGCGACUUGAUGUCACAUCGUCUUUUCCACUAGAUCCUGGAGAGCUAAGCUGGGCAUCUGGUGCAUAUGUCAGUAUGAACCACCCCAGCCUAGACCAGUGCGCGCAGUGUUGGGGGAAUAGAAGAAGAUUCACUUAGAUGGAGCCAAUGGGCUUGUUCACCUCCGGACAGACAGAGCCUCAGUUGAAUUAGAUUUCACCCAGCACAUUCAGAUGACACCCUUACCCAAUUAGGAGGGCCGCCAACUCAGAGCCCGCACCUUGCGGCCCACGUGUCUGGGCGCAAAGAGGGGCCCCCAAAGUUCUCCACUGAGACAGAGACUGCACCAGGCGGAGACGUAGAGAGAAAAGAGAAGGAGAGACACAGAGAGGGGAGGAGGGAGGACGAGACGAGACCCGGGAAAGAGGAGGCGAGCUACAGGCAUUGAUUGACCCUAGGGGCGUCGGGAGGGGGAGCGGAGAGGGAUCCCCGAGGGGCCCGGCCUUAGGCUCCGGUGGGGGCGGAGGCGGGACUAUCCCAGCCGCGGGACCCGAAGGCCGGCGCGGCCGCGCUGAGCCCCGGUCCGGUCGGCCCGCUCUUCCUUUCCUGCUGGUCGCAGAUGCUGAAGCCGCUGGUGGAGAAGCGGCGCCGGGACCGCAUCAACCGCAGCCUGGAAGAGCUGAGGCUGCUGCUGCUGGAGCGGACCCGGGACCAGAACCUCCGCAACCCGAAGCUGGAGAAAGCAGAGAUACUGGAGUUCGCCGUGGGCUACUUGAGGGAGCCGAGCCGGGUGGAGCCCCCGGGGGUUCCCCGGUCCCCAGCUCAGGACGCCGAGGCGCUCGCCAGCUGCUACUUGUCCGGCUUCCGCGAGUGCCUGCUUCGCCUGGCGGCCUUCGCGCACGACGCCAGCCCGGCCGCCCGCGCCCAGCUCUUCUCCGCGCUGCACGGCUACCUGCGCCCCAAGCCGCCCCGGCCGGAGCCGGUAGAUCCGAGGCCCCAAGCGCCUCGCCCUCCGCUGGACCCCGCCGCCCCGGCGCCCGGCCCCGCGCUGCACCAGCGCCCCCCAGUGCACCAGGGCCCCCGUAGCCCGCGCUGCGCCUGGUCCCCGUCCCCCUGCUCGCCCCGCGCCGGGGAUCCCGGCGUGCCGGCGCCCCUCACCGGACUGCUGCCGCCGCCGCCGCCGCACAGACAAGACGGGGCGCCCAAGGCCCCGCCGCCCCCGCCACCCGCUUUCUGGAGACCUUGGCCCUGA